Messenger RNA from Daldinia caldariorum, 3695 nucleotides. RefSeq names its product Sodium/calcium exchanger protein-domain-containing protein. Gene Ontology annotation, cellular component: membrane. NCBI's taxonomy places the organism in Eukaryota, Fungi, Ascomycota, Sordariomycetes, Xylariales, Hypoxylaceae. Gene Ontology annotation, biological process: transmembrane transport; intracellular calcium ion homeostasis; monoatomic cation transport. The record is from RefSeq and is a predicted model, not a curated record. Bases 552 to 3458 code for a protein of 968 amino acids. The transcript has 3 exons. Gene Ontology annotation, molecular function: monoatomic cation transmembrane transporter activity.
GAUCAAUUUGCAAUUCAAUUCACCUAAUUCGCCUAGGAUCGUACAUACACUUGAUACUUGAUGCACUCGAACCGUUUAAAGUUACCCAGAAGGUGCAUUUCUCGGAAUUAUCUACCGAAUUUUACCUUACCCCCUUGUUCAAUUCGAAUACUUGACGUCAGUGUAACUCAGUCCGUUUGAGGUGACCAAGUCUACUUUCCUUGAACCCAAUGGUUUGGGAACACCAAACAGCAAGUGCUGUCAGUGUUGCGUUAGCCAAGUUACAAAGUCAAGCUGCCAAGUAACAGAAUAUUCGUCAGGUCAUUCCCGCCAUCUAGUAGAGAGAAGUAUUCACCACCUUUGAUCGUCACCUCGAUACAAUUUGAUACUUUGAUACCAUUCCUAUUAUAAUUGUUAUAAUAAUUAUUAUAUCACUUAUUUUUCUUAGAAAAGAAAUAUCCCAAGUCUUCCUCUUUCACCAACUACUAAUUCAUCCCAUAAGCAUACCUACUAAAUAUAUGCGCUCAUCCGGUGAUGGCGUUUUAAAACAGCCAACAGGGGCAACUUAAACAAUGCACACCGCUGUGCGUGGGAAGAGGGGAUUCAGCUCCCGCCCAUUCUACACUACCCUGUUCCUCCUCACUCUCAUCGCCACCUAUAGUCUGUUCAUCCGAGCGCCCGCGGUAUCAUCACAACAGCGACCAAGUUUAUCCCUACGAUCCGGUGAAGACUGCCGUUUAGUCCAUCAUGCUCAAGAUAAGUGCGACUUCGUAAGACGCAAUUGUCACGAUGAUGAAGCGGGUCUUAUAGAGUAUUUGACAUUCUAUUAUUGCGAUCUUGGACAUCUACAGCCUCUUGCCUUCAUCACAUUGGUCCUCUGGUUGGGCUUGCUAUUCACUACCAUCGGGAUAGCUGCAAGUGACUUUUUCAGCGUCAAUCUCAGCACCAUCGCCACCAUCCUUGGUUUGAGUGAGAGUCUUGCCGGCGUUACUUUCCUGGCCUUUGGAAAUGGUUCGCCGGAUGUGUUUAGCACUUUCGCCGCCAUGAGCUCCAACAGUGGCAGCAUGGCCGUCGGAGAGCUGAUCGGUGCCGCAGGUUUUAUCACCUCUGUCGUGGCUGGCUCCAUGGCUUUAGUGCGCGAGUUCAAGGUCAGCAAGAAAACGUUUGUGCGGGACAUAAGCUUUUUUAUAGUGGCGGUCAGCUUUGCUAUGGGGUUUUUAGCUGAUGGAAACAUACAUCUGUGGGAAUGCAGCGUCAUGAUUGCUUUCUACAUCUUCUACGUUAUCGUUGUAGUUGGCUGGCAUGCAGUUACCAAAAGGAGACGAGCACGACGGCUUAAAGAGGCCCUAUCUCGCAGCCACUACUUCGCGUCGGGAAGCGAACGUAACAAUGACGAGCUGGAACCGUAUAGGGACGACCCAGAUGAUGAAGACCCACAGCCCAUAGAACGUCGUUCUUCGGGGAGGAGCGGCUCCAGCUCUACUGACAUUGGAAUUCUAGAGCGAGGGCCCCGGAUUGAGAUUGGCGCACCCGAUGACGAGGAAGAUACUGAUCAUAGUCAGCACGUUGCUGCAGAAAUGACAAGUAGCAUGCGUGUCAAUCGUCCGCGAGGAAGGAGAAGUAACACUACUACAAUAACCCCGAUUCGGCCAAGCUUAGUUGGUGCGCUCGAAUUCAGAUCGGUAUUAUCAUCGUUACAAGAGGAAGGGAAUGUACGCAUGCGACCAUUAUACCAUAACCGAAGCAAUUCUGCCGAUCUCCUGCGGACGGGACGCGUGGUCGUUCAAGCGGCGAAAAGUACGCAGAUAAUUCGGAAUAUCGAUGACACCGCUGUUACAGCCAGGAACCGAGCGCAGUCAUCCGGAAGUGUCCCGACUACUGUCGAUGCCGACCUUGCACCCAGGAAAUCGUCAGAGGAGAGAGGCAGAACCCCUAGCCCGCAUACCAUAGGGGGAAAGUUGGCCCCUCCUCUUAGCGAUCAAUUCGGUGGUCUUCGCGCAGAUAAUUCUACUUUGGAGGGUAUGUCGUCGAAUUCCCGUCCGCAAUUGCAACGUCUUCGUAUCCCAAGCCCUCCUGGAAGCGAGAGGUCCUCGCCAUCAUUAUCACCGUUUCCGGCAUUUACUGAGUCGCCGCUCGUUCUUGCGGAGUCUACUCAACAGCCCCCGCACCACAUGUCACCACCUGCUGCUGAAGACCGAAGUCCAUCUUUCCUCGGUUUGGUCGAACACACGGGUUCGAAACCCAUUAGAUGGUGGCCUUACCGGAUAUUACCCCCGCCGCAACUCAUAGUCAAUACCCUCUUCCCGACGCUACAGGAUUGGAGGGGUAAAAACAUAUGGGAUAAGUUUGUUAGUCUUAUCUCUGUACCAAGCAUAUUCUUACUAGUCAUCACAUUACCUGUUGUGGAAACAGAGGCAACAGACGAUGGCUCAGAUGAAAGCUUUGUAGAGCAGCGACCGACGGGUCAGCUUGAAAGUGUAGCAGCACCAGUGUCAACAGAACCCGACGGCUCUAUUGAACCAGAAACGGAAUGGCAGCGAUACAGACGACGCACGAGGUCUAGAGCAUCUAGUCGCAGCCACUCGCCUAGCUUCAUUUCUGUGACUACUCCCGAUAAUGCUCAGGUGUCAGACCAAGUUCAGGUAGCACCAGCCCCCCUUCCGUCGAAUGCACAAAUACCCAAGCCUGCCUCAGUGCUCUCGGAAGGUAGUUCAACUCUAGGUGACGAGGAACAGGGCUGGAAUCGUUGGCUCUUAAUCCUCCAAGUUUUUACAGGUCCAUUAUUCGCCGUGUUUAUCGUCUGGGCGAACAUGAUCGAGGAUCUGGACCGACCCGUCACAACCCUUAUAAAGGCUAUAUUGAUUUCACUCGUUUGUUCCCUAAUUUUGCUUGGGAUUAUACUUAUGACUACGUCACCCGAUCGCCGGCCUAAAUAUCACUUCUUAUUUUGUUUCUUUGGAUUCUGCGUAUCGAUAGCCUGGAUAUCAACAAUUGCAGGAGAAGUAGUCGGCGUACUAAAAGCGUUCGGUGUCAUAUUAGAUAUAUCAGAAGCAAUAUUGGGUCUCACCAUCUUUGCGGUUGGUAAUUCAGUGGGGGAUCUGGUCGCAGACGUAACUGUUGCACGACUUGGAUACCCAGUGAUGGCCUUAUCAGCCUGCUUCGGUGGUCCAUUGUUGAACAUAUUACUCGGUAUUGGACUCGGGGGAGCGUACCAAGGAAUAACUGCGGCAAACAAGAGGAAAGCAAAACACCCCGAUCAGCCGGUGCGGUACAAACCAUACCACAUACAGGUCAGUGGAACGUUGAUGGUUUCGGCUAUAACUUUACUUUUCACCCUCUUCGCGUUGCUUGCUAUCGUGCCGAUGAACAAGUGGAUCAUGAGCAGGAAGAUUGGCUGGUGUCUAAUCGGGCUUUGGUCGAUCAGUACGGUGGUGAACCUGAUUAUCGAAGUAACAGGAGUCUGGCAGGACAUAGCGUAAAGGGGUUUUGGUGUUCGGACGUGGAGAGUGUAAAUUUUCUUUAGUACGCGGGACGAGAUUGAUGUUUUUACGCUAUAGUAUAUGUAACUACCUAUCAGCCGUAUAGAUUUUAUUAGAGCGAUAUACUCAGGCCAUUGUCUUUCUUCUUAGAAUAUGACUUUUACUACUGCCUAAGUAAUAUAAGUUUUUUAAGUUUUUUUUUUCUUGAAUCUAUACAGUUGGGUUGAGUUAAUGCUG